Effrenium voratum is the source of this 270-nucleotide messenger RNA. The record is from the annotation of a GenBank genome assembly. NCBI's taxonomy places the organism in Eukaryota, Dinophyceae, Suessiales, Symbiodiniaceae.
AUGUCGCCCAAGAAGGUGGGCGAUGACAUCGUGAAGGGCACCAGUGCGUGGAAGGGCAUCCGAGUCACGGUGAAGCUGACCAUCCAGAACCGCGCGGCCAAGGUGGACGUCGAGCCGAACGCCACCAGCCUCAUCAUCAAGGCUCUGAAGGAGCCCCUGCGAGACCGAAAGAAGACCAAGAACAUCAAGCACAGCCCUGGCCUGAGGGGCCCAUCAGCCAGAGAGCACCUAAAAAUCGCAGGCUGCACCCAGGUACCAGCUCAAGCAUAG